CCAUACGCAGAGCAGCCCGAGACACCAAAGCGCUGCUAGCUGCUGCUGACGAUCACUUUCUAGGGAAAAUGUCUGCCGGACUCGGAAAAUGCAGCAAAAUCCGCCACAUUGUUAGGCUGCGCCAGAUGCUGCGACAGUGGCGCAACAAGGCCCGCAUGUCGGCCAGACGCAUACCCUCUGAUGUGCCUGCCGGACACGUGGCCGUGUGCGUGGGCAACAACUCCAGGAGAUUUGUGGUGCGCGCUUCCUACCUGAACCAUCCUGUGUUCAAGAAGCUUCUGGUUCAAGCCGAGGAGGAGUACGGUUUCUCUAAUCAUGGGCCCCUGGCGAUUCCUUGCGACGAAGCCGUGUUCGAAGAGGUUCUUGGGUAUAUUUCGCGGUCGGAGUCAGGGAGGUCAGCCCGAUUUGCGAAUACGGAGGAACUUCAUAGGCACUGCCUCGUGGGAAUGAGGAGCAAUCUGGAGGUUUGGGCCGAAUCUCGACCGUUACUUCAUGGUUUCGCCGAAAAAACGAUCUGGUAGGUCGGAAACUGGAGAAAGCCACUACGAGGCCGGAUCAAGCCCCAGUACCGGUGGUAGUCUUCGCGGCCGAGUGAUAGGCCGUAGGAUUUGGCAAGUAGCAGUAAAUAUACCUUAGGACCUUUGUCUUGGGCCGGGUCAUUGUUUUGGUAAUGACUGAGUCGGUCCCUCGGGCGGGGGAGCAGAGGGGAGUGAAGCUUAUACAUGAUGCUGCGGAGGAAGCUGAGGAGAUGGCAGAUACGUGGAGCACACGGAGUCGUCCCGGCUUGGAAUCGGAGCGAAGACUGGAGGCUGUGUACACUGAGACAUUGCUUUCCCUAAUUGAGAAAAGGUGACCGCUUAUGUUGAUGUAACUGUGGGAUUAGCGCCGAUGAAGGGGGUGACUUUUGUAAAUUAGUGACUUUAUUUGAUUGGUGGCGUUUUGGAAAUUAAUGAAAUUGUAGAGAAAUUUGAAAUUAAAA
Molecule: messenger RNA, 979 nt
Organism: Neltuma alba
Lineage: Eukaryota; Viridiplantae; Streptophyta; Magnoliopsida; Fabales; Fabaceae
Product: auxin-induced protein 6B
Exons: 1
Coding region: 69-521 (150 amino acids)
Biological process (GO): response to auxin
Source: RefSeq, a predicted model, not a curated record